Molecule: messenger RNA, 873 nt
Organism: Manihot esculenta (cassava)
Lineage: Eukaryota; Viridiplantae; Streptophyta; Magnoliopsida; Malpighiales; Euphorbiaceae
Product: E3 ubiquitin-protein ligase MARCHF1
Exons: 7
Coding region: 81-710 (209 amino acids)
Biological process (GO): protein ubiquitination
Cellular component (GO): membrane
Molecular function (GO): zinc ion binding; ubiquitin-protein transferase activity
Source: RefSeq, a predicted model, not a curated record
AAAGAGGGAGACAAUACAGAUACAGAGUUUUGAGAAAAGAAGAAUUUUCUUUGAGAAAAGUAAAAUAAGCAUUGAAUAAAAUGGGAGACGUAGCUUUGUUCAUAGAUGAUUUGCAAUCGAAUUGCGCAGUAUCUCACUGUAGAAUUUGUCACGAAGCAGAAUUUGAAAGCUGCAAGAGCUUAGAAGCUCCCUGCGCUUGUUCAGGAACUGUCAAGUUUGCUCACAGAGAUUGCAUACAGAGAUGGUGUAACGAGAAGGGAAACACCACUUGUGAAAUUUGUCUGCAGAAGUAUGAACCUGGAUACACGGCAGCUUCAAAAAAGUGUCAGCAAAUUGAAGAAACGACAAUUAGAGAUAGCUCGGAAAUUGCAACAGAAAAUGAGCCAGAAAGCCCAAUAGAGGAUGCGGCCUACUCUGAAUUUGAGCGCACAUCUGCUGCGGAUAGAAGCGCCUCUUACUGCCGAGUGUUGGCAUUAACAUUGACGGUAGUUUUGAUUCUAAAGCAUUUAUUCGCUACAAUAACCGGAGGAACAGAAGAUUACCCCUUUACCCUUGUCACGAUACUUGUCUUAAGGAUUUGCGGAAUUCUUCUUCCAAUGUACAUUGUGUUGCGAACAAUUGCAGCCAUCCAGAAAAGAAUUCGGAGACAAUAUCAGGAUUUGGAUGAGGCCGAGAAUGAAAUCGAGGAAGACGAGCAACAUUUAGUAUAAAUGAGAACUCCUACUCCUAAUUUGGUUUACAGAGCAUUCCAUCAAUGCUCAUCGUCCUGUCAACAUCAUUUUUUCCCUUUUGCUGGGCAAAAAUCAAAAGAAAAUGAUUUUUUAUGUAAGAAAGUUGAAUAUUAAGAAAUGUCACAUCCACCAAUAUCAGUAA